This is a messenger RNA of Meira miltonrushii, 4875 nucleotides long. RefSeq lists its product as uncharacterized. Bases 1 to 4875 code for a protein of 1624 amino acids. NCBI's taxonomy places the organism in Eukaryota, Fungi, Basidiomycota, Exobasidiomycetes, Exobasidiales, Brachybasidiaceae. The record is from RefSeq and is a predicted model, not a curated record. The transcript has a single exon.
AUGAAGCUCUUUCGUGCUCUAAGUGUAUCAGCUUUAUGCUUUUUGACAAGACAUACGUGCGCAGCUGUUCCAGUAUUCGAGGAUGCUUUGCCUCUUGUGGCAGAAGAUGAUCGCACGAAUAGGAACAGCAACUUUUCGAGGAAUAGAUCAACAGAGUGGCGGGAGAAACAUGAACGAAGAAUGGCAAAUUAUAUAUUGCAAGAGGUGAACAAUUGCAGAACUCUGUUGCCAAGUGAUAGCGGUUUUUUGGUCCAUAUAGACUACUCAAAAACCUAUUUACGGCCAAAUCAAGAAAAUACGAAUGAACCACGACCAAGCUCAAUGGUACAGAAACGAGUUUUGCACAAAUUGGUAAAGACCUGGAAAAGCAUGCCAACCGAUCAACGUUUACAAGCUGUAGGUAGUUUGGCAGGUGUGUUAGCUUUGCCUGCUUUCCUUACUGGUGCUGCUCAAGCUUGGGAUGCGGAACAAAUUCAAAAGAUCAAACAAAAAGCAGCAGAAGCUGAAGUGGCAAAACAUAAAGGCGGAAAGCGAAAAGUAGUAAAAGAAAGUACUUCUGUUAUGCCUCCGCCACCUCCUUCGGCUUUCAAUCAUGUAAAAAGAGAUGAGAUCAUGGUCUUGUUGGAUGAAGUGCAAGAUGAUGGAGGUGAACGCAAGGAACAACGUGGUCUAGGAGGAACGAUCUCAAAAAGUAUGGGACAUGUUCAUUUGCCUACUGUUCGCCCAUCUGCGAGUCAUGCUGCAAGUCGUGCUGCAAGUCAUGCAGGUAGCCAUAUGAGUACGGCCAUGAGCAGACCCGUUUCAUCAGCUCCAAAGCAAGCGAGUGCAAUAAAGGACCCGAAUCCCACCGUUGCUCGGGUUCUAUCUUGGACAGGUGCAAUGACAAGUUUGAUGUACAUUCCUGCUGCUUAUCAAGCCAUUCACAAGGCACAGUACGUUACCGAUGACGACGCACAUGCAUAUAGACGUAGAGGGAUGGAUGAUGAAGAAGAGAUACCAUCUGACCAAUUGCCGCUUGUGACAUGCAUACCAGUUGCACGAAAAGGUUUGAAUUAUGUCAUUCCAGAAGGAGCUUUGAACUCGCAAAAUGUUCUAUCUUCUUUCUCGUCAUCAACGCCAAUUUAUGAAGAUACGGUUUUGGGUCGACGCGCUGAAUCCGCUGCGCUGAACAAGGUUGGAAAGCAUGCAAAGCUUGUUGGAAUUGCUGGUAUGGGUGUUGGCUUGGGAUGGUUGAUGCAUCAACUCAAUCAACGAAGAGAUCAAAUAGAUAUGGAUUCGGAGCGUGAGAAUAUGCUUACACGUAGAGAUGACCCCGACAUGGAUGAAACCGAAGAUUUGGAACGCAGAUGGAAGCCAGGUAAAGGUUCUGUUCUUACAGCAGCCAUGUUUGCUGGUACUGCACUAUCUGCAUCUGGUUUGGGAGUUCCGCAAUUGCAUGCUACAGUAACAGAGGAUCCUAAAGCUGGAAAUCUGAAACAACGUUUACAAAAACGUGACCAAGUUGUUCUGCAGCGGCGAUCGCUCAGACAUCAAUUAGGAAGAGCAGCAACAGAUAAAGUGACAAUGUUCUUGGCAACAACAGCCACAGCGUAUGGCGCUGUCAAGACAGGGGCUGCUUCUGCAUUGUACAAUGCAGUCGUGAAUCCGAAUCAAAAAGCCAAUCCUCCCCAGCCACAUGUAAGAAGGGAUGAGGACUCGAUCGAUUCUUUACCUGAUGAAGAUCAACCUGUGCUGCUAGAUGAUGAUUCUUGCUCAGAGAACGAUUGUCAGUUUGAGCGUCGAAGCGGAAGAAAGACGACUAUUUUUGCUGCUGCUCUGCUAGGAACCUUCUUAGGCCAGAGAACAGGUAAAUCAGGCCAAGAAAAGGAGAACAAGCAAUAUCUCGAACAAAUCGGUCAAGGUCCACCCAAACAAAGAAGAGCCGUUGAAAGCAAUGCUUUUCCUGAUUUUGUAAUGCAGGACGGCGGAUUGGUUAAACGAGCUCCAGGCAAGAAUUCAGAAGUUGCCGAAACUGCUUCUACAGCUGUCAAACCUUACAUUCUUCCCGGUGCGGUGGCAGCGACAACUAUGGCUGCUUCUUUUGCAGGUCGAAAAGCAGUAAAGAAUUCCUCAAAGAAAGAGUUGGAUAGACGAGACAUGGCACCCGUACUUGUCAAAAGAGGUGGAAAAGGUGGAGAACUCGGUAAGGCAGCCUCUAACCUUGUAAGACAAGCCAGCAAAGGCAAAGGGCCUGCCAUUCAGCAUACUGUCGCCGAAACGGUGUCUAUGACCCAUAUAAAUCUUGGUCAUCAUGGGGGCACUCCUCAUGUUGAAGCUCAUCACGUCAACCGUGGCGGUGGAAAAUAUCAUGCUCAACAACAUUCGUCCAGUCGUCACAGCGGUAGUGGAAGUAAUAGCGGUGGAAGCGUUCAGUCAAAGCCUCAUUUGGAAAGACAAGGUUCGACCGCAUCUUCUGCCUCUUCAUCACCGUCUAGCCCUCAUCAAGGGCAUCAUUCACCCAAGCACGAGCCAAACGAACAAGUCAAACAGUUUUAUAAAGACAAUCCAGACGUAGCAAUUCCAUCAAGGGUGGAAGAAGUUCAUCGAAUUCAUCAUCCUGCUCCUUCCGAGCAUAACGGAGCUCAUGCUCAAGAAGGCGCAAAGAAGAAGUCAUCGAAAGGCAAGAAAAUCGCGUUUGCAGGUGUUGGUGCAGCUCUUGGUGCUUUCGGUCAUCAUCAGUACACAAAUGCUGUUGACGCAAAAGCACAGGCUGCUCAACAACAAGCUGCACAAGAGCCUGCCCCAGACGCUGCUGCUCCGCCGGCAAAGCGCUCGUUGGAAAAACGUUCUCCUCAGGGCAGACGUCGUAGACGAGGUCGUGGAGGUGGUGGCGGUGGUGGUGGCAAUCAUGGGCAUGGUGGUAGCAUGACGACCUUCAAAAUGGUUCAUCAGCAUACUUUUGAUCAUUAUCUCCAGCCAGUCGGUCACCAAAUGAAGAAAGGAGGAGGUAAAAAGGGCGCGAUCGGAGCUUUAGUUCUGGGUGCAGUAGCAGGAGUUGUUGGUCAUGCGAUCUAUCACAAUUCAAAGGCAAAUCAGGCUGCAAAUCAGUCGCCACCCGUUGAUGCUGCUGAAGCAACUGCCCCACAACCUCCAGAACCAGCUAAAGAGGAGAAUCCACCACCAGCUGGGGGACCAGCACCUCCUGCCCCCGGUCCAAAGAAGAGAAGCCUUGAUGACCAAAGUGGUGCUGUAGAGAAACGAGAAGCUAAAGGAGGCAAGCUUGCCAGUGCGCUUACCGGAGGUUUGGUAGGAAUGGCAGUCGCGGGAUAUGGAUACGCUUUCACUCACGAUCAGCCUGGCACACGAAAGAAGCAUACUGUCCCUGUUGGUACAUUGCCGCAAAAUACAGAAGGCGCAACCAAGGCCAAAAAGCGAUCUGUGAAUGGUACACAGUGGCAGGAAGAGACCUUGACAGCCCCAGUCGUAGAAGUGGAGCUUGUGUCCGAUGAAGAUAAUCUUUAUGAUACAGAAGAUGUCAAAAGCGAGAAGCGUAACAUGUUGGCAAAGUACUUCAACAAGAUGACCCCAAAGCAAAAAAUCGGAGGAGCAAUAGCUGGGGGUAUAAUCUUGUCAACAGCGGCAGCAAUGGUUGAUCCAGGUGCAAAAGAAGCAACACGUCCAAUCACUAAACGUGAAGUGGGUGAUGAACAAUUGCUUGAAGAACGUGGAAGGUAUGGCAAAAAGGACGUUGCCAUUGUGAGCGCAAUAGCCGGUGUUGCUGGUCUUACCGGAUUGAUGAAACGUGAUGAAUCCAUGAUCGAAGCCAUCGAAGAAGACGAACCGAUCUAUCAGCACAUCGUAGAAAGAGGAAACCCUAGAUCUUUUCAAAAUCGUGCCUUUGCCAUCGCUGACUAUGCAACAAUCGCAUUGAUGGGUGGUACAUUGAUAAAGAACUCUGUAGGGGCUCUUUCAUCUUCGAAAGCCCAUCCGAAGCGGGAUUUGGUCAAUGCAAGCGAAGCUGCAUUGCUCACUAGACGAGAUUCGAGCUCCCUCGACGGAAAAACAGCUUUGUUACACCCAAUCGACGCGGAAUAUCAAUCGUUCCUCAGCAAACGAUCAACUGACGAAGAUGCGGUCGAAGAAGAUGUGGAAGACGUAUUCGAUGAUGUAUCUGGUGAUACGAUUUCACGAAGGACUGUAAAGAUGAUGAAGCUCAGUGGCCCAAUGACGCAUACUUUGGCUCGCAAAGCAUCCCAUGCUGCACCUGCUGCCGCUAAAGCUGCACACCCAUCGAUGGAUUCUUUGGUCGGGAAGAUGUCGAUGGCCACAAUUGCGGGGGCAAUUACUGCACCUAUUCUCAAAUCAGUUCUUGGUGGAUCUGGUUCACCAGCCAAAGGUGCAACUCCUUCACCCCCACCUGCAAAGCGGGACGUUGCUGCAGAUGUUUCAAUGGACAAGAGAGCCGAGUACAGCAAAUAUAUCGAAGCAGUAAAAAAAGAAAUUGCAGGAAAGCUGGAAAAGCGCGAUAUCUCAGAACCAUUAGACAAUCGGCAAGAGUUGAAAUUGCUCAAACGCAAAGCGGCUGAUGCUGAUUAUAGCAAGUAUAUUGAAGCUGUCAAAAAAGAAGUUGCAGGCAAGCCGAAGAAGCGUGAUAUCUUAGACGCAUUGGAUGGUUGGCAAGAACUAAAAAUGGUCAAACGUAAAGCAGCAGCGGCAGAGUAUGGCAAGUAUAUUGAAGCUGUCAAGAAAGAAGUCGCAGGAAAGCUGGAAAAGCGUGAUAUCUCAGAACCAUUGGAUGGUUGGGAAGAUUUAAAGAUGCUCAGACGCAAAACGGCAACUGCAGAUUACGGCAAAUAUAUCGAAGCAGUGAAAAGUAGCACAGAAAAGAAAUCUUAG